Canariomyces notabilis is the source of this 2343-nucleotide messenger RNA. RefSeq names its product P-loop containing nucleoside triphosphate hydrolase protein. NCBI's taxonomy places the organism in Eukaryota, Fungi, Ascomycota, Sordariomycetes, Sordariales, Chaetomiaceae. The transcript has 2 exons. Gene Ontology annotation, molecular function: ATP binding; ATP hydrolysis activity. The coding region runs from base 1 to 2343 and encodes 780 amino acids. The record is from RefSeq and is a predicted model, not a curated record.
AUGUCCCCAAUUAGCAGGGCCGUGUCGGAGAAGCUGUGGAAGUGGCAGUACAAGCUACAGCACCUUGGCGAAACCGGAGAGAAAACUCUCUCCGACUUCUCGUCGUCUGACUCAGCCAUCGGUGGAAACGACCCUAAAGGUCCACAUGGGGAGAAGAAGAAAACAAACAGAAAGAACGGUGAACCACCCCAGGGUCUCGCAUCAUCUGCUGCCGGAUCCAACAAGAACGGCGAGCACGGUGCCACGGCCUCGGUCAAGACGUUCUACGAAGGGCCCGACUCGCGCGAAGGCGUAUACAGGUGGGUUGAUUACCCGCCAAAGCAGCUGAGAAAGAGCGCGGCAAAGGCCCACAACCGAGUUGCCAUCCAUGUCUUCAAGGUGAAGAACACGGAGAAGCCCGUCAUCUCGGGUCGCUUCAGUCUUCGGUACCACAUGGUCGAAGUCCAGAAUCCCUUGCUGGUGGCCGCCCUCGCAGAGAUUCUUAAGGAGCAAGAUAUCCACCUCGAUCCCGGGGAGAACGCAAGCUUCAAGUACCCCUUCCAGGAGCUCUACUUUAGCUACGACGACAUUGUGGCCAAACACCGCGCCUUGGGUGAUACGGAUCCCAGCCAUCCACUGAUGCCUUUCUUGCGCUUGUUCAUUGCCUUGCUCGACGACAUCUUCGCAGAUACACGGGCCAAGCUGAAGGCUCUUCAAGCUGAUGGCCUGGUGUCGUUCAAACUCGCCUGGGCCUUCUUCCCCAAGAACACAACAGUUAUCUCGUGGGGCAACAACUGCGAGCUCCUUUCCAGGGUGACGGGUACCACAUACCAGACCCUGGGCAGCCGUGCGAUGGGCUUGACGAUUCAGUGCGAGAUGCUCCGGUUCGACGGCAGCAACUUCCUAUGGGAUGACUACUCGAUCAGCAUCCCUGCCUUUGGCGGAAACCGGCCCAUUACCGAGCUGGCGGCCCACCCGCUUGAGUUUCACGACUCUGCCGAGGAUGUCCGGGCGAGACUGACGAGCCGUGGGAGAAAAGCCUUGGACUAUCAGGGGCUAGCUUAUGCCAGCUACAGCGGCAUCGCCGUCGAUAUGCAGUCUGGAGGAAAGCACAAUGUUGACGGCAGGGUCCUCAUCGACGUGGCUGGCUACAACAGGCACCAUUUGGCUCAGGGGUCCCGCGAAAACAACGACCCGCAGACCAAGAAGAGGCGGUUGGUCAUAGAUGUCGACGACGACGAAACGACGGUCGCCGCAUCAACCUCUGCCGAAACCACAGCCGCCACUACAGGCACCAGGCGUGUCAGCCCAGCGGCCCAGGAGCGCAACAAGCAGAUCCUGUUGGCAAAAGAUGCCGAGCAGCCGCUGCUCAUGUUCAUGCUUCCCCUGAUCGACGGGUACGCGCUCACAAACAAGCGCUGGCUCUCCUUCUUUGUCGAAGACAUCAAGCCUGUGACCUGGAACGACCAGGCAUAUGAUCACCUAGUCUACGACGAACAGAGGAAGGACCUUGUCAUGUCCUUUGUCGAGAGCCAUAGUGGCAUCCGAAGCGGCACCUCGGGUCCAGGAGAACAGGGGCCGAGCAAAGUAAUGGAGGAUGUCAUUGCUGGAAAAGGGCAGGGCUUGAUCAUACUCCUCAGCGGGCCUCCAGGAACUGGCAAGACGCUCAUGGCAGAAGCCGUGGCAGACCGCACGCAGCGGCCGCUGUUCCAUCUCCAGGCCGAAGACCUCGGUAUCAACGCGGCCGUUCUUGGGGUCAACAUUAAGAAGGUGUUCCAGAUGGCAACCGACUGGAACGCUGUCAUCUUGCUUGACGAGGCAGAUGUCUUCAUGGCUGAGCGACACCCUCAGGACAUUGCCCGCAAUGAACUCGUCUCCAUCUUUUUGCGUGAGCUCGAAUACUUUCGCGGCAUCAUUUUCCUGACCACCAACCUGUACAGCACCAUCGAUUCGGCGUUCCGCAGCCGCAUCAGCCUGCAUCUGCUCUUUAAUCCACUCACGCCCGAAGCACGCAUGCUCGUCUGGGAAAAAUUCCUGGACCGACUAUCGCCCCGACAACCCAAGUCAUCCGCAGACCCCGAGAGACCAGUGGCUCUGGAGAACGGGCAAGGAAAGGAUGGUUCUGCCGAAAGUGGUGAAGCAGAAGGGGACGGUAACUUGCUAACCAGCAAAGACAUCAAGGAACUCGCAACGUGGCAGCUGAACGGGCGGGAGAUUAAGACGGCCGUGAAGAUGACAAAGACUUGGUGCGACCACAAGGGAUACCCGCUCACUCUGGCAAGAAUCGAAAACGGAAUCAAGGUGACCAGCCCUCAUGCGAGCAAGUGCAACCAGGAGAAUGAUACGUCGCUCUACGACGAAUGA